Megalops cyprinoides (Indo-Pacific tarpon) is the source of this 4960-nucleotide messenger RNA. RefSeq names its product IQ motif and SEC7 domain-containing protein 1-like. The record is from RefSeq and is a predicted model, not a curated record. Lineage: Eukaryota; Metazoa; Chordata; Actinopteri; Elopiformes; Megalopidae. Gene Ontology annotation, biological process: actin cytoskeleton organization; regulation of ARF protein signal transduction. Gene Ontology annotation, molecular function: protein binding; guanyl-nucleotide exchange factor activity. The transcript is spliced from 14 exons. Bases 294 to 3587 code for a protein of 1097 amino acids.
UCCCAACGUAACCUUCCACAUUACAUGAAACGCAAUAUGCAGAGGGGCUUUUCAUCAAAGGGUUAAACAGGAUUCCGGUCCUCCGAGCGGCGGAUAGAGGUGUCAGUGGUGCAGUCUCUGAACGGCAUCUGCGGACACACGUCUGACCAACUUCAUCUGCGCGCACUCAGCCGCUACCUGGCGUAAACAAUGGCGGAGCGGAACGGGCACGGCGGCGGCCAGGCGUAAAACUGGAGGGAAAUCCGCGUCAGGUUUUAAGUGUUCGGACACCCCCGGGGGGAGGGUACAGCGAGAUGAACAGCCCGAUCGCAACCCCCGGCAGGGCUGCGGAGUACCUAAACGAGCUAAACAAGAUCAUCGACACGCAACAGGACCUGCUGGAGAAGCAGAAGCAGCGGAUCGAGGAGCUGGAGCUGCAAGUGUCCGUGCUGUGCCGCGAGAAUGUCUGUCUGACCGAACAGCACCUGCGGCACCUGGCGACCUGCCGUCUGCAGCUGGGCAGCACUCCCUGCACGCUAGGAGCCAUCAAGGAAAACGUGAUACAGGAAAAUGUGGAAGGUGAUGGUCCAGGUGAUGAGAUGGGUGCAUCUCUGGACGGUGGUGACGGGUACGGUCAUGGUCCUGUGACUCCCCUGACCUCAGACCGCUAUGACCCCCCACUGUACGAGCAUCCGACGUUGCCGGGGCAACAGCGCCCCAGGCGGCCCAAACUGCAGCACUCCCAGUCCAUCCUGCGUAAACAGGCUGAGGAAGAGGCCAUCAAACGCUCACACUCCCUGUCCGAGAGCUACGAGCUCUCCACCGAGCUGCAGGACAAGCAGGUGGAGAUUCUGGAGCGUAAGUACGGCGGCCGCCUGGUCACCCGGCACGCGGCACGCACCAUCCAGACAGCCUUCCGCCAGUAUCAGAUGAACAAGAACUUCGAGCGCCUGCGCAGUUCCAUGUCCCGGCGCAUCGUCCUGUCCAACAUGCGCAUGCAGAUGACCGUGGAGGGGCCUGACAGGGGCCACGCCUCCUACUUCGAGGGCCCCCAGGGGCCGCUGGUUGAUAAGGACAGUAAGGGUGGGGUGCUGGGGCAGUCUGAGUGUGGGGGCCCCAGCGGGGACACCCCCGGAAUGCAGAGCGACUUCACCGACUCCGUCUCUGAGCUGGAGGAUGUGUUCUCCAGGCAGGUGAGGUCUUUGGCUGAGUCCAUCGACGACGCCCUGAACUGUCACGCCCUGCAGUCAGAGGGGGGGCCCACGGAGGAGGUCAGAGGUCACGGAGCGGGAGCCAAGCAUCAGCGUGACAGGGACAACACCGCCUCCUCCUACAGCGACGUUACUCUGUUCAUCGAUGAAGAGGACGCGUCCCAGCCCCUCCCCCCGACCUCCAGCGACGAAUCUGACCUGCGUUUCCCCGCAGGCCACGCCCCCCAGGGGCUCUGGCCCCGCCCACAGGCAGACGAGGGCGGGGAUACAGACACCAGCUGCCCCAGCACCCCCCCGCUGGAGCGUCAGGACCCGAGGCUGAGGGUGGACCAACCAGCCAGUGACCGCGCGGUCAAGCUCAGCGACCGCUCCACUCGAGCAUCACUGAAGGGGCAGGGUGGCUCCAAACACAUCUCCCACGGGGCACCCCCGCGAGGACCGUCCCGGGACGACGACCCCGCCCACUUCCGCCGCCGCCAGCUGGAGGGCCGCUUAGCAGACAGGCAGAGCCGCUCGGAGUCCGACUUCUCUGACGGCGACAACGACAGCGCCAACAGCACCUCCAACUCCAAUGACACCAUCAACUGCAGCUCGGAGUCCUCGUCCCGCGACAGUCUGAGGGAGCAGGUGCUCAGCCGGCAGAGCUACCACAAGGAGACCCGCAACAGCUGCGACUCGCCCGCCUUCAGCAACGACAUCAUCCGCAAGAGACACUACAGGAUCGGCCUCAACCUCUUCAACAAGAAGCCAGAGAAGGGAAUCCAAUACCUGACAGAGAGGGGAUUCGUUCCUGACACACCUGUGGGCGUGGCUCACUUCCUGCUCCAGAGGAAGGGCCUGAGCCGGCAGAUGAUUGGAGAGUUUCUGGGAAACCGGCAGAAGCAGUUCAACAGGGACGUCCUGGACUGUGUGGUGGAUGAAAUGGACUUCUCCUCCAUGGAGCUGGACGAGGCUCUGCGGGAGUUCCAGGCCCAGAUCAAAGUGCAGGGAGAGGCGCAGAAAGUGGAGAGACUCAUCGAGGCCUUCAGCCAGCGUUACUGCGUGUGUAACCCGGGGGUCAUGCGCCAGUUCAGAAACCCGGACACCGUCUUCAUCCUGGCCUUUGCUAUCAUCCUCCUCAACACAGACAUGUACAGCCCCAACGUCAAACCCCAAAGGAAGAUGAAACAGGAGGACUUCAUCAAGAAUCUGAGAGGAGUGGAUGAUGGUGAGGAUAUUCCUGGGCCCACUCUGAUUGGUAUUUACCAGCGCAUUCGCGCCCGAGAGCUGAAGACUAAUGAGGACCACGUGUCCCAGGUGCAGAAGGUGGAGAAACUGAUCGUGGGCAAAAAAACGAUGGGCUCUUUGCACCAGGGGCUGGGAUGUGUUUUGUCUCAGCCCCACCGAAGGCUCGUCUGUUACUGCCGGCUUUUUGAAGUUCCAGACCCAAACAGGCCGCAGAAGCUGGGCUUGCAUCAGCGCGAGAUCUUCCUCUUCAAUGACCUCCUGUUGGUGACAAAGAUCUUCCAGAAGAAGAAGAACUCAGUGACAUACAGCUUGAGACAGUCGUUCUCCCUGUACGGAAUGCAGGUGUCACUGUUUGAUAACCAGUACUACCCUCAUGGGAUCCGGCUCACCUCGGCCAUCCCAGGGGCCGACAUCAAAGUUCUCAUCAACUUCAACGCCCCCAACCCCCAAGACCGCAAGAAGUUCACCAGCGACCUGCGGGAAUCCAUCGCUGAGGUGCAGGAGAUGGAGAAGUACAGGAUAGAGUCGGAGAUUGAGAAGCAGAAGGGGGCAGUGCGGCCCAGCAUGUCCCAGAGCUGCGGUCUGAAGAGGGAGGGGGGCAGCGGAACCCUGAGCCGCACCAGCCUGGACGACAGCUACGCCAUGGGGGAGGGGCUGAAGAGGAGCGCACUCAGUAGCUCCCUGCGGGACCUCUCAGACACAGGAGGCCGUGGCUGCAGGGCGGGAUCUCUAGACAGCAGCGCGGAAGGGGCCACCAUUAGCAGUCCAUCGGGCCGCCGAAGAGACUCCACCCGCCGCAAGCGCCAGCCUCACAGCCGCCCUGCUGCCCCCUCCUCUCUCCAGGAGAUCCUCUUCGGCGGGAAAAAAAGAGAGCCCUACCAGCAGGGCCAUGCCCCUCUGUUUCAGCGUAGCCACACCCCACUGCUCGCGCAACCCAUCCUCAUCUCUCACACGCCCCGCCCCUACAUGCCCCACCACGCCCGCCAGAGCGAGAGCCACACCCAGGUCCAGAUCCGCACAAACCCCUCCCUGUACCGGCACUCCCACCACCUGGUCCACCGGUCCUCUCAGCAGUACCACCCCUACCACCGGAGGCAACAGAGCCUGGGCUCCCAGCAUGCCUUUCACCACCCCGCCCCCAGGCCCAAACGUCUCAGCACAGUCGUGUGACGCUCGUGGGGCAGUGAGGGGCUGCAGUGAAGUAGCUCGCCUGCAGGGGGCAGCACCAUAGUGUGCUCAGCUGUUUGGGGGAGGAGACAGCGUGAGGAAGGCACCAUGAUUCCGCGCUUCCAUUUUACUGAGCAGAGAGGUGGACUUACCUACUGGCAUCACCUGCUUUCUCCAGCAGGGGGUGCUAAUCUGAUCUCUACAGCGUUUCUUCACAUUUCCUCCCUGUGUUAACUGCUCCGCCCUCCCCACAGAGCCUCAGCCAAUCAGGGACAGCAGGGGACAGGUACAGACACACCAUUGCUCCUGUUGCCAUAGCGAUGGCACCUCAGUUGACUUUUUACCAGCACCAUUCCGGGACUUGCUUGCGUGUGUUCCCAGAAACCUCCUUUUUUUCCUGUUUUAUUUACUCUAGGUUUGUGUGUUUACAUCCUGUUAGAGCAGAGUGUGAUUAAAUAUGACGUUUACCAGAAAAACAGACAGGUUCCCCACCGGAGCAAAACCCCUGAGAUACAGACUCAGACACACUUACCCCAGCCUUUCGUGUAGCUGCAGGUUCCAGCCAGCCGUUAGAGGUCAUAGUUGAAUGUGCCAAUUAUUAAAGCAUUUGUGCUUUUUCUGUGUUUCAAAAUCACCGUAUGUAUCUCAUGCAUCAAUGACUGCACAUGAACUCAAAUAUAGCCAGCAGUUUUCCCUUUCAUUUCAUAUUUUCUCACAGCAUAUUUUUGUUUCCUUUGAUUCAAAACGGAAUUCCUUGUUCAACAACAAAAAAGAAACACCUGUAAUUCUGUUUGGCUCAGUUUGGUCACACUGAGAAAUUAGCUCCUUCCAGGCUAGCGCUAACAUGGCAUUAAACAGAAGAGGUUUUUGUCGGGUUGACAUACCCUCGAUCAUCUGGCUCUUGCAGAAGAGCCCCAGGAAACCGCUGCCCAUGUGCACACACUGAGGGGUUUCCGUUCUGGACCAGGCUACCUCUCUACCAGCAUUAUUUCUCACAACCUUUUUAAAAGUGGAAUUAAAAGGAAAAACAUGCCAAACCUGACUGUAACAUGCUCUAAAAGGCACAUGUCCACAUCUAGAUCAACUGGUUCAUGUUCGCCGCAGAUGUAAGUGAAAUAGCCCGUGUCGUUAAUUGAGUAAACCCUCACAAGACACGGUCUUUUGUAGAUUUCACAAAAUGUCACUUCUUUGGCUCCCCCUACAGGUGAGAGGAGGGGUGUGCAGUGGUGACAACAGAGAUCAGGAGUGUAGCUUUCUCGAUUAAAAUGAGAGUUCGACAGCUUCAGCACAGUGGCAAGUUUUCAUCUUUCCUUACCUACAUAUAACAGGGAUACCAGUUUAGGGACCUCAGAGUGUGGUUUGUUUUUUUUUUUUUU